Messenger RNA from Drosophila obscura, 5468 nucleotides. RefSeq lists its product as uncharacterized. Gene Ontology annotation, cellular component: P-body; cytoplasm. Bases 722 to 3346 code for a protein of 874 amino acids. Gene Ontology annotation, biological process: deadenylation-dependent decapping of nuclear-transcribed mRNA; nuclear-transcribed mRNA catabolic process, nonsense-mediated decay. The record is from RefSeq and is a predicted model, not a curated record. The transcript is spliced from 5 exons. Lineage: Eukaryota; Metazoa; Arthropoda; Insecta; Diptera; Drosophilidae. Gene Ontology annotation, molecular function: RNA binding; 5'-(N(7)-methylguanosine 5'-triphospho)-[mRNA] hydrolase activity; manganese ion binding.
UAUAUCAAUGUUUUAACAUCCCUACGCGACGCUGACGAGGAAGCGAUUUUCCAAAAGUUGUAAAAAUAAAAACCCUAUAAAAUAGUGCAAAAUAGUUACCAAGUGCAGUGUAAAGAAGAGCAAUACAGGUCGCCAUUGCACACAAUAAUCUUUGAAUUGAAUAAGAAAACCUAAUGCGACACCAAGUAGAAAGUACGUGAAAAAACCAAAGGUGUGACUGUGUGCGUGCGAACGAGUUUUUUUUCAUUCGCCUGAAGUGGAGCGGACUUUUAUUUGUGGAUGGCUCUCCACAAUACAACAACAAAACUAACAAAUGCAGAAAAUGUUGAGCGAACAACAACAACAAAAACACAAAACAAUAGAACAAUAGCAAAAGAAUGUAAAAGAAUCAUUAGCAGGAUACAAAAAUUGCAUGGGAAAUUGAAAUUUGUGCGACAAAAGCUAAAGACUGCAGAAAUUUUCAAAACUUGGCAGCCAUAUUUAUUACAAAAACAAAUCUGUUGUAAAAGUACGUGACAAAACCACACUAACACACACACACAAUCACAUUUGCACACGUACAGCGUGCUUGAGAGAGACUGAGAAGGGGAGAAACGCAAAUGUGAAUUAACAAACAAACAAACAAAUAAGAAAUAUUUUGCGCAAAAGACAGCCACCCGAAAAUUCAACAAACGUGUAUUACAUAAACAAACACAGCGCAUCAGUUUGAUAUCGAAAUAUUAUGGAAAUCGCACCAUUGAUUAGCAACGCAGCCGCUGCAGCCGUCGCUGCCGUCUCAGCCUCUACCUCGUCCACUUACGCUUACGAGAGCGAGAGCCGAACCAGCAGAGACAGUAGCAGCAAGGAAAACGAUAAUGUCAACAAUCUGGCGCUCUUAGCUUCGCUGACGCUUCAGAAAGUGCUGAAUAUCAACAAUAAUAAUAAUAAUAAUAGCAACAGCGGCAGCAAUAGCGGGGCUGGUGGCAUAAAGCUAAAUGAACAACAACGACGAAACCUCGCUUUUCAAGCUGAGACUGAUGUAUUAAAUCAAUUGCUUAAAAAUGGUGCUGUUUUCACCAAAACACAGUCCACAGCCCCCAUAACCAUUGAGAAGAAAAGGCAGAACCAGCAGCAACAGCAUCAGCAGCAGUCUCAGUAUGCACAUCUGCAGCACCAGCAGCAGCAACAGCAGCAGCAACAGCAUCAGCAGCAACAACAGCAGCAGCAACAGCAGCAGAAACAACAGCAGCAACAAAGUAGCGCGCAGAAGCAACGCCUAAAUUCAUCCAUAUCAUCCACACAUUCAUCGACAUCAACGAACUCCUCCUAUGGCAGCUCCUCCUCCGAAGAUGUACUUGUGGCCGGGACCAGCACUAGCGUCAGCAGCAGCAGGAAGACCCAAGGAACAGCAACAGGAUCGGGAAGCACAGCAACCGUAAAGGCGUCCAGCAUUAAAUUGCCAGAGAAAUCGAAAAUUCCGUCCGAUAUACUUGAUGAUCUGGCCAGUAGAUUUAUAAUCAAUGUACCGGACAUGGAGCUAAACAAUCUAAUAAGAAUAUGCUUUCAAAUCGAAUUGGCCCACUGGUUCUAUCUGGACUUCUUUUGUGCCCCAGAAUUAAAUGAAGAUGGUGUGCCAGCGAUUGUGCAGCGCAAGCUGCCAGCGGUGGGCAUCAAACAGUUUGCCAUGCAAUUGUUCCAACACAUUCCCUUCCUGAACAAACAUUUUGGCACUGUGGAGCAAAUACUGCAAGAUUGGAAGAACUACAAGAUGUCGGUGCCCACAUAUGGUGCCAUUUUGGUCUCUGAGGAUCACAAUCAUUGCUUGCUAGUGCAGUCCUAUUUUGCACGCAACUCGUGGGGCUUUCCCAAGGGGAAAAUCAAUGAAAACGAGGAUCCAGCCCAUUGUGCCACAAGAGAGGUUUAUGAGGAGACUGGGUUCGACAUCACCGACAGUAUCGAUGCCAAUGAUUAUAUUGAGGCUUUUAUCAACUAUCAAUAUACGCGGCUGUAUGUCGUGCGGAAUAUACCGAUGGACACGCAGUUCGCACCGCGCACACGCAACGAGAUCAAGUGUUGUGACUGGUUCCGUAUUAACGAUCUGCCGGUCAACAAGAAUGAUGCCAUAUCGAAAGCCAAACUGGGCAAGAAUGCCAAUUCCUUCUUUAUGAUUAUACCCUUUGUUAAGCGCCUCAAGAAGUGGGUGAGCGAACGUCAGGCGGGCAUCGGGCCCCGUCGACGCAAAUGCUCUGGUCAGCAGAGUCCCAAAGCGGCCUCGCCAACCAAUCUGAAUGUGAAUGGGAAUGGCAAUGGUGGGAGCAGCAGCUGCAAGAAGGAUGCUGCUGCCUCGCAACGUCAGCGACACAAGUCAAUGGGGGAUUUGGAUGGUGUCAAGUUAAAUAAUCUCAAUGGAAAACCGGUAGCCGGUUCUGGGCCGGUGGCUUGUGCAUCGGCCACCACCACCACCACGGGCACCAUGAACAUAUGCAAUAGCAACAAACGCAAUAAGCAAAACGGGGCUGCGGGCAGCAAUCAAACAACGCCACUAUCAACGGCCACAAACACUACGCCAGCCGCAACUCCCGGGGCAGGAGGAGGAGGAGGAGGAGUAGGUGGUGGUGCUGGAGGAGCAGCUAUAUCAUCAAAGCGUCAACUGUUCCAUAGCCAAAGUCAAAAUGAUGCACAGCAGCAACAGCAGCAGCAGGGCUUUAAUGGCAGUGAGAAGGUGGUCAGCUCCUUUGAUUUGAUACGCAAGGAGAAGCAGCAGCUACUUAGGGCAGCCAAGUUGCAGAAGCAGCACCAGGCACAACAGCACCAACAACAACUGUUGCAAGGCUUGCGCCCCAAAGUGUCGCAAGGUGAGAAGCAAGUAAAUCAUCAGCAGCAGCAACAGCAACAACAACAACAACCACAGCUGCUGGCCAAGAAGAACAUGGUACAGCAACAGCAACAACAACAACAGCAACAGCCCACAACGGGCAUGGAUUUGAUAGCCAUGCUAUCGGCUGCGGCGGCAGCUCAGCAAAAGACACCAAAAGCGGAACAGCCACGACCACGGCCAGCAUCGGUUUCGCUAAACUUUGUGGGAUCCCCAACCUUAGGAUCCCCAUCACAGCAGCAGCAGCAGCAGCAGAACCAGCUGCAGCGCAUGCCCUCGGGCACUAAUUUGAGGGUACUGAAGAGAGCCCAAUCUCAGCAGCCGUCGCAGCAGCUGCAACUUCAACAACUUCAGCAGCAGCAGCAGCAGCCGAGUCAGGUUCAGGUAGGCGUGGGCACGCCUGCUUUAGGGCCAAUGGACUUUACGCCCAACUUUAAUUCGUGGACGAAUUUCACAUUCACCAAAAACUGGAUAGCAAAUGUUUUUUGCUAAACAUUUUCACACUAUUUUCUUCUCCUUCUAUCAAACUUCUGAUUGAAUGCAUUUUCAAGCAAAAGGCCAGAUUACAGGGAAUGUAAUACGAUAUAUUUGUUGAUGCUUUGUGAGCAAUGAGAUGAGAGAGACCCUUUGGAGACCCUGCCAGUAAGAAAGAAAGCAUGCCAAUUGCAUUUAACAAGUACACAUUUGUUUAAACAAACAAAAACUAAACCUAAAAGAACGUACCAACAACCAACUCUAUAGACAACUAAUCAUGUCUAGUCCUAGGCUUUGGAGACUAUGUAUAGUGUUAGCUUCAAGAACUUUUAUGAUCUCUCACAGGAGAAAUCGCACUUUUCCACAUAUAUAAAUAUGUACAUAUAUAUUCUACAUACAUUAUAUGUAUAGAGGGUACAGCAGGCAUGAAAAAUGAUUUUCAUACAAAAAAAAACUCGAGUCUUCCGCUCAGCACACACACACGCACACACAUACGUAACGUAGCGCUUAUUUUUCUAUGGACAAGGACACAAAAAAGAGACCGACAUUGAGAUUGAAGUACAAUACAAUUACUAAUUAUUAUGAAUAUUGUUAAGAGUCCUUAGAAACAGCCAAACGUUUAUUGUGUGCGUGAACCAAGCCCCUACUUCGAGCCGUGUGCGCCGUUCAAACGUAUUUUUAGACAAAAUCAACAAAACUAAACUUAACUAAAGCGUAGCUUUAAUACGCCCAAAAACACACACACCCUAACACCGAAUGGUUUACAGCCGCCCCCCGCCCCCAGUUUGCUGUGCAAGUAUUCUUAUUGAAGUCCUUUAGAGACUUAGACCUGGAUACGGGAUGGAUUAAAUGAUGUGGGGGCAAACCGUGUUUGCGGGCAAGAACAAUUACAAAUAAUUGGAAUUUCUGGGCCGCUAUACUUACUGCCCGCCCCCCCGCCCCCACCUAAGAGAGAGAUGUGUAGAGAAGAAUACAAAUAAUAACAAUGUAAAUAAUUAAAUUGUGAUAUCGUAUUUCUUAGCACAAUUGUGAUCUUAACUAAACAAAACGGCUAGCUACUACGUGCAACAACAAAACAACAAACUUUUAUAAGCGAAACGUGAGAACAUUUUUAAACAAAUCAAUCAAAAUUGCUCCCCUUUAAAAUCGAGAGACGAAAACAAACACAGGCAGGCGAUUGAGUGACCCACAAUGAGUGGCAAUUAUUAGGCAUAUCUUCAGGCAUGGCAAAAGGAGCGCCAAUAAAAUACACAACAACAAAAAAAAAAACACAACUCAAAUGUUUUGUGGGGAAUGCUGCGAAUGGAUGAUGAUGAUGAAUGACAAACAUUUAACGAAUUUAAAUUAGUUUAAAUUUGAAUGAUUAAAAAUUAUAUAGGCAGCAAGGUUAAAAAAUUAUUUAAACGAUUUGUAAAGCAGAAGAGGAUGUAGCUAUAUUUUUGUGAGCCACUAGUGCGUAAGUGAUAGAGGAGGGGAAACAGCAGAAACGAAACCUUCAAGAAAUGUGUUAAGCCUUUUGAUAAUAAUGUAUCCGUAGACUUCGUUCACGUUUCACUGUCAAAGCCAAGUUUCCUAUAAUUCAUAAGCAUGCCCGAAGCAUGUCCAACGGGGUUCGUUCUCUCUCCACCAAGCAUAGUCUCCAAUGUGUCCAAUCUUUAGACUAAGUCACUAAGCAGAGUCUCCGUCUCCACACGGUCCUCACUCCAAAUAACAACAACACAAGAACCCGAAAAGCUAGAAAAACAUUCCCUUAAGAUGGCCUUUUGCUUAUAAUUCGCUUGAUAAUUCUGUAACUUCAACCAAAACAAUGUUUGCAUUUGCUUAUAAAUUUCUAAAAUUUUGACCUUUAAAGCUUUUUGAAAAGCCAUAUUAAUUUGUACAUUUUAUGUUUACAUUUUGAGCUUCAAAACAAUACUAAAGUUGAUGUUCGUUUUCAUUUAUUUGUGAACAACCAACCAUACCAUACCCAUGGCAAUAUGUGACCAUCAUGAAUGGGAUCCUGGAUAAACGCGAGUUCAUUAAAGCGAGUGGUGUUGGACGCCACCAUUAGGUCUAAACAAAAUCUAGGACUCGCCUCACUCUGAGCUGACAUUGUUAAGCAUUUUAGACCGACAAAAAUCCGACAAAACGAAAAACAACA